GUCCUAGUGUAGACGGUACACAACGUUGUAGCCUAUGAGAGACAAGGAGGACACACACUUGGACAACCGGAUCUUGCAAUCAGCUAGACGCCCGAUAGCCCACGUGUCCCUAGGACCGGAGGGUGAUAGGAUUCUGUUCCGCCAGCUUAGGGACAAACAGCAGCAGCAGAGAAACCAGUUGGCAAAAGAAGCCAAUAUCAAUAUGCACAACUUCCCUUCGUUCAGCAAGGUGGCCCUAGACCUUGAGGCUAAGAUAGGGCAUGGACAGGCACCCACUACGGAUGAGAAGGAACUCUAUGCGGUUUACAAGGCUCUAACCCAUUGGAGACACUAUCACCUUGGGAGAUUUUUCAUCCUCAGGACUGAUCAUCAGACCCUGAGAUGGAUGAGAACCCAACCUGUACUUUCUGACGCCCUCAAGCGUUGGAUCGAAGUCGUUGAACAGUAUGACUUUGACCCUCAGUAUCUGAAAGGGGAGUACAACAAGGUUGGGGAUGCCUUGUCGCGUAGACCUGAUUUCUCAGGUGCGCUGAUUACUGAGUUUAAUCUGACGGACCAUGUUAAUCAGUCCUUGGUGGAAGCCUAUCGCGAGGACCAGUUUAUGUCCGAGAUCAUACGCAGACUCCAGGCAAAGGACAAGAAGACCUCUGCUGAGUUUGAGUUGGUCAAUGGCUUGUUGUUCCUUGAGAAGGACAGGAAUAAACGAUUGUGUGUCCCAAGUAGCGAGUCUUUGCGUAGUUUGUUUUUAGGUGAGUGCCAUGAUGCCACCGGCCAUUUUGGGUACAAGAAGACCGCAGCCAAUCUGCUGCAGCGAUUCUGGUGGCCCACGAUGAUGCGAGACGCCCAACUGUACGUGGAGACUUGUCAGUAUGCUAGGUUAGUGGCAAUGCCGGAAACAGCCAGAACGGAGUAUGUGAUUAGAAUGUUUAAAGAGAACUGGGUCAGGGACUUUGGUUUACCCAAGUCUAUUAUUAGUGACAGGGAUGUCCGGUUCACCAGCGAGUUGUGGAAGGCUGCUGCUGCAGAGCAGGGAACUCAGUUGCAGAUGACUUCAAGGAAUCACCCAGAGGCCAACGGUCAGGCUGAGCAACUGAACCGCGUUGUACAACACCUGUUGAGGCAUUACAUCAAGCCCAACCAGGUGGACUGGGAUGAGAAGCUUGCUCUCAUCGCCAGCUUGUACAACAACGCUGUACACAGCGCCACCGGGGUGAGCCCAAACAGCUUACUGCUAACAUUCAAGCCUAGACUGCCCCUAGACUUUCUUCUUCCUGAGAAUCAAACCACUGCUGCACCAGGUACCUUGGAAUUUGCUUACCGCUAUGAACAGAAGAUGCAGCAGGCUGUAGAACAGAUGCAGAAGGCUCAGGCUGCAAUGAUAGAGUCUGAAAAUAGACACCGUCGGCCUUCUACAUUUCAGGUUGGGGAUAGGGUCUGGGUUAAGUCGUCAGAACCGGGACAGGAGCACGGGAUCUCCCGCAAACUCAUGCCCCAGUACUUUGGACCCUGGGAAGUCUUGGAUAUCAUCGGGACAGAUCCGGAUGGUCCAUCUUAUGUUAUCCGGAUCCCUGGUCAUCUCCGUACUUACCCUGUCUUUCACGCCUCCAAGCUGGCACCUUUCAAAGAUACUGAUCAGUUUCCAUCUCGUCGCUCAAUGCUGCCCCCAACCAUGAAUGGAGAGGUGGACAUCGAUGAUAUUGUGGAUCACAGAGAGCUGCCGAUAUCAAGACCAGCAAGCAGGGGACGUCCUCUGAAACCGAAGCUGCAGUACCGCGUUCGGUUCCGGCAUCACACUGAUCCAAAGGAGGAUCGCUGGUUCACCAGGGAAGAGCUCAUGCAGACCGCUCCUCAAGUUGUAACCCUGCAAAAGGGAAAGCGCCCUAUGAUCGAAGAUUGAGCUUCUCAGAGGACUGUUGAAGCUAAGGAGGAGGGAAUGCGAGGCCAGUGCCUCUAUGAGCCCCAUAAG
This is a messenger RNA of Chara braunii, 1966 nucleotides long. NCBI's taxonomy places the organism in Eukaryota, Viridiplantae, Streptophyta, Charophyceae, Charales, Characeae. The record is from the annotation of a GenBank genome assembly.